GGUCGUCUCUGUGACCGGCUUGGCGGUUGAAGCUACUGUCGCCAUGUUGUCUGUCGCUGCCCGCUCCGGUCCCUUCGCGCCGGUCCUGUCGGCCACGUCCCGCGGGGUGGCGGGCGCGCUGCGGCCCCUGGUGCAGGCCGCGGUGCCCGCCACCCCGGAACCGCCCGUGCUGGACGUGAAGCGACCCUUCCUGUGCCGGGAGUCGCUGAGUGGCCAGGCCGCGGCCCGGCCUUUGGUCGUCUCCGUGGGUCUUAAUGUCCCCGCCUCUGUCCGUUACUCCCAUACUGACGUCAGAGUGCCUGACUUCUCCGACUAUCGCCGCAGUGAAGUUCUAGAUAGCACCAAGUCUUCAAAAGACAGCAGCGAAGCUAGAAAAGGCUUCUCAUAUUUGGUAACAGCCACAGCUACUGUGGGCGUUGCAUACGCUGCCAAGAAUGCCGUCUCGCAGUUUGUUUCCAGCAUGAGUGCUUCAGCGGAUGUGUUGGCCAUGUCAAAAAUUGAAAUCAAGUUAUCUGAUAUUCCAGAAGGCAAAAACAUGGCUUUCAAAUGGAGAGGCAAACCCCUGUUUGUGCGCCACAGAACCCAGAAGGAAAUUGAACAGGAAGCAGCGGUCGAAGUGUCCCAGUUGAGGGACCCACAGCAUGAUUUAGACCGAGUGAAGAAACCUGAAUGGGUUAUCCUAAUAGGUGUCUGCACUCAUCUUGGUUGUGUACCCAUUGCAAAUGCAGGAGAUUAUGGUGGUUAUUACUGCCCUUGCCAUGGGUCGCACUAUGAUGCUUCUGGCAGGAUCCGGAAGGGGCCCGCACCCCUCAACCUUGAAGUUCCUGCCUACGAGUUCACUAGCGAUGACUUAGUCGUUGUGGGAUAGAGACCUGGCCUGGGCCUGUUUCAGUCUUCGCAUCCUUUUGAAAGAGAUGAGAGCGAGUCUUACGUAUCACCAGUUGGUUGAUUCGGAAUGUUAAGGAUGUUAAUAAUAUAUUUGCGAACGUUAAUGUGAAUUAACCUCAAUGUGGAAAUCUUUAAAGCAUUCAAUUAAAGCCAUUGUCAGACAUUGUUAAGCUCAGUUAUAGACUUGGAAGGUGCAAUGUCUUUGAUAGCUAAUUCUAAUUAAAAAUUAAAAUCUGA
Ochotona curzoniae (black-lipped pika) is the source of this 1125-nucleotide messenger RNA. Its product is annotated as cytochrome b-c1 complex subunit Rieske, mitochondrial. The record is from RefSeq and is a predicted model, not a curated record. Gene Ontology annotation, molecular function: 2 iron, 2 sulfur cluster binding; quinol-cytochrome-c reductase activity. Gene Ontology annotation, biological process: mitochondrial electron transport, ubiquinol to cytochrome c. Bases 44 to 868 code for a protein of 274 amino acids. The transcript has 2 exons. Gene Ontology annotation, cellular component: membrane. NCBI's taxonomy places the organism in Eukaryota, Metazoa, Chordata, Mammalia, Lagomorpha, Ochotonidae.